Molecule: messenger RNA, 390 nt
Organism: Phytophthora infestans T30-4
Lineage: Eukaryota; Oomycota; Peronosporomycetes; Peronosporales; Peronosporaceae
Product: secreted RxLR effector peptide protein, putative
Exons: 1
Coding region: 1-390 (129 amino acids)
Source: RefSeq, a predicted model, not a curated record
AUGACCCUUGUGGUUCUUGCGACCGGCCUCCUUGCAAGUGGCACAGCAGUGUCAAAUGCCGAUCAGGCCAGUGAGUUGAACGUGGAUGUUCACUCCUCAAAUGUUCUCGCUACCGAGGACACGAGAUUUCUUCGAAGUCACCAGAUAACGGAUGACAAGGUCGAAAUUAACGAACACGGCGAGGAAGAGAGGAUGUCUGGGUCUAAUUUGUUCUCUGCACUGAAGCUGGAGAAAAUGGGGCGGGAUACAUCUUACCGCGAUAAGGAGUUCCAGCGUUGGAAAAACUAUGGAAAUUCAGUGGGAGAUGUUACUCCCCAUGUGCCAGUUUCUCUCAAAGAAGCGUACGCAACAUACUUGCGAAUCCGAGAAAUGGUUUUGGUCAACGACUAG